Molecule: messenger RNA, 1743 nt
Organism: Psilocybe cubensis
Lineage: Eukaryota; Fungi; Basidiomycota; Agaricomycetes; Agaricales; Agrocybaceae
Exons: 2
Coding region: 1-1743 (580 amino acids)
Source: RefSeq, a predicted model, not a curated record
AUGGAUCCACACUCACAACAUCACUCGAACUCGACUUCUGUUGACUCUAUAGAUUCAUGGAUGUCUAUACGCUCUCCAGGCGAGGAUGGCUCGCCGACGAUGGCUGCGUCACCGACUGCAUUGAACCUGCCAUUUCACGGGAAUCGAGACAUCAUCGACGAGAUUUUCUCCUACCUCUCUGUCGACCAAUAUAUGACCCCUAAAACCUUCGACAUCACCAGUUUCAAUCAAUUUCUCCCUGAAGACGAUCAGGAUAUCCAUAAUCGUAAACAAAAUAGGCGCAAGCUAUGCUCUCUUGCUGUAAUGUGCAAAUCAUUCAUGGUCCCCGCACUCGAUCAGCUGUGGAGGUCGUUGGACAGUUUGUUUCCACUCCUUAAGCUGUUGCCGGCAUUUAAAAUGACCGAUGGAACUUGGGUGUUACGAGGAAAAGUGACGGAGCAAGAAUGGGCACGCUUUAAUUGGUACGCACAACGCGUGCGGCGCUUUACGUACAACAGAGAUCCACCAGAGCUGGAUAUCGCUCUACAUACGUACUUCCGCCUCGCGCAACUACACCCAGAACCACUCUUCCCCAAUCUGCACAUCCUUCAAGCCGACUUCCUGGUCUCGGGCAUUUGCCUCUUCUUCUGCGAUUCCCUACGCGAGCUCACGUUGGAUACCCUGACAGAAGUAGAAGAUAAACUAUGCGGCACGGUGCUGGACUCACUCAGCGAGAUUGGCGCACGGUUGCAGAAGAUUGUGUUGAACGGCAUAGGCUUGUCCAGAGAUACAGUACGGAUGGUUUUGAACUUCGACUCCGUGAGGCAUUUGGAGCUAGAGGGAAUGGGGCAGGCGAUCAAUAUGGAGAUUCUGGAAGGAAUAUGCGCACUUCAGAAUUUGUCGUUUCUCGCGAUUGAUUUCAAGAACUCUAUACUUUUGCUUCCGGAACUCCAGACUCUAAUGGCUAUGGGCGAUACUGGAUUCUGGUUGAGAGGGCUAAGAACACUGACGAUCAGCGGCCCUCUCCAUUUCUCAAUCAUGUUUGUUCGCCGCAUCGCCAGCCAGAACUUGGAAGUACUCAUAUCGUAUACCUACGCCCCAUUGGCCCCUGCCCAUAGUCCUUCGGCUGGAGAGAAACAGGAUUUCAUAGAGAUGGUCGCAGAAAAAUGGAAGAACACGCUUACACAUUUCGAAUUUCAGUUAUUUCCAGCUUUACCUUUGACAGAAGAAAACGACGUACCGACGGAGGAGUUGUCUACAAGCGCUCUUACGCCUCUGCUGUCCCUGAGAGGACUGAAGUACCUGCGCUUCCUAGGCUAUGUGAUGGAAAUAUCGGAUGAAGAAAUUUGCAGAUGUGCGAGGGCAUGGCCAGAGCUGACGGUCUUCAUUCUUCCGUACGGUAUGCCUGGUAGACCAAGACCGACAGUGGCGGCACUGGCUAUGCUUGCGAAGUAUACCCCAAAAUUGAAGUACCUCACCAUUUCGCUUCAAACAACGGGGAGAAGGUUCGAUGCAGGUCCUUUUGCCAACGACCCUGGACUAAGGCACAAUCUGCAUACGCUGACUGUGGUGAACCCGAGUGACGAUGCAUGGGAGCUCACCGAUGCUUUGCAUUUUGCGAGGCAUAUCGACCACUUCUUCCCCAAUUUGGUGUCCUUGGCGUCGUUCCGCACGGUGGACGAGGCGAAAUGGUCGCAAGUGUAUGAUAUAAUUCGGAUGUACCAAAGUGUGAGACGAGAUGCAGUUAAUAUGGUUCCGUGGUAA